Aureobasidium uvarum is the source of this 1305-nucleotide messenger RNA. NCBI's taxonomy places the organism in Eukaryota, Fungi, Ascomycota, Dothideomycetes, Dothideales, Saccotheciaceae. The record is from the annotation of a GenBank genome assembly.
AUGACUACCGGCUCAGCUUCUGCAACUUCAUCUUCGUCAUCUUCAAGUGUGCCGUUAUGUCCUGAUACAAACGGACAGAGUCUGGUGAAUCGAGACAGCAAUGCCUACACUUUCAAGUGCGCCUCUGAUUCAAGCACGGGGUCUUACUCAAGCGCUCACCCCCUUCACUCGUAUCUUGAUUGUAUGAAUUUGUGCGAUGAAGCCGCGGAUAGCGGUUGUACGGCAUUCACAUACGUGGGUAUCUCGCGAGGAAACGGCGCUGGUAUUUGCUACCUUAAGAGCUCCUCGGGCACUUUCUCAGCAGCUGCUGACAACUAUAUCUCCGGUUUCCUGACUGUGAACAAUACUUCUGCAAGCAGCACGACUUCUUCAGCUGUAACAGCGAGCGGUUCUACCAGUGUCCUCCCACUCGUCAGUCCUUCGGCUGAGCUCUGCCCCGAUGCUGAAACGCAAACCUUUGUCACAUCCCAAGGCGGAUCGCUCUUCUUUAUGCGCUGCUCCUCCGACACGAACAUAGGAUCAUACAGCAAUAGCAAGGCCUCUGCAUCCUGGAAAGACUGUAUGAACAGCUGUGAGACCGAUGCAAGAUGUGUCGCCUUCACAUAUGUCGGUCCUCAAGGAUCUUCUGGUUCAGGUCAAGGUGUAUGUUGGUACAAAGACACUAAAGGUAGUGCAACUGUUGCCGGACGGAACUAUAUUGCAGGUUUCUUGGCUAUCAAAGCUGUCAACUCUCGGUCGUCGGGUUCAUCUGUGAGUAGCAUCGCAACGGGCAAUCUGGCAGUGUCUUCGAGUUCUGCAACGACCAGCUCUUCGACUCCCAGUACAUCGACUGCGUCAACAUCUUGGGCUACAAAUUCGGCUGGCAACAACUACACUAUCUACCGUGGUUCGGAUACAAACUAUGGUGCGUACAGCAACCUCCCAGCAUCCAACUCUUUCAUGGACUGCACGACUGCCUGCGACAAGGAUUCGAAAUGCACAGCCUGGACUUACGUCGGUGGAGCGAAUGGUCUGGGAAACGGUGUAUGUUGGUUGAAGUAUCAACUUGGUCAGCCUGUCCCAAGCAACAGCAACAACGUCAUCUCAGGCUCUCGCUUGACCCAAGGGGUGAGGAUGCGCCGAGCUGUAUCUUCUUGGUGGAACAGUGUCACGUCGGUCAAAACUACAGCCACCGCCACUAAGACUCAGCGUGUUGCUACCAGCAUACCUAAGCCGCCACCACAUCCUGCCUGGGCUCGCUACUAUCCACAUGGCGGCAGAUGGAUGUGGAAUGGUCACAAUGAUUGGGAGUGGGUCUGGAACUAG